Molecule: messenger RNA, 1401 nt
Organism: Colletotrichum orchidophilum
Lineage: Eukaryota; Fungi; Ascomycota; Sordariomycetes; Glomerellales; Glomerellaceae
Product: isotrichodermin C-15 hydroxylase
Exons: 4
Coding region: 1-1401 (466 amino acids)
Molecular function (GO): monooxygenase activity; oxidoreductase activity, acting on paired donors, with incorporation or reduction of molecular oxygen; iron ion binding
Source: RefSeq, a predicted model, not a curated record
AUGGCGGGUGUUUUGACAAUUCUAUUAGAGCAUCCUUCUCAUAUUCUCGCAAUUGCCUUGGGAACAGCCGUCCUCUGGCAACUGCUUCUAGCCGGAUACAACCUCUUCCUCCAUCCGCUCCGAAGGUUUCCCGGGCCCGUCCUCCAACGUGCUUCGCCUCUCAUCUGGGCCUGGCAACAUGCCACCGGCUACCAGGCCUUUCGCACCCAGCGCCUCCACGACCGAUAUGGCCCCGUGGUCCGAAUCAGCCCCAAUCACCUCUCCUUCACCGAUGUGAAGGCCUGGAAGGACAUUUACGGCUUCCAAAUCGGCAAAGAGCUCAGCGAGAACGAGAUUCCCAAGUCGCGACUGUUCACGACCACGAUCAGAACGGUGCCGACGAGCAUCGUCAAUGCCGAGCGAGAAGAACACCAGCGAUACCGGCGCGCGCUAUCCCACGGAUUCUCAGACAGCUCCAUGAGAGCGCAAGAGGGCAUCAUUGUUAAGUAUAUCGACAAGCUGAUUUCUUGCUUGCAUGAAAACUGCGACAGGAAAGAGGCGCCGAUCAAUAUCGAAGCUUGGUACAAUUGGACGACAUUCGAUAUCGCUGGCGACCUCAUCUUUGCGCAAUCCUUUGAAUGUCUGAAUCGCUCUGACUACCACCCAUGGAUCGCCUUCAUAUUCAAAACGAUUCGAUUCAAUGCCAUCUUGACAGCCAUGAAAUACAUUGGUCUCGAUCCCAUUGUUCAAGGCAUCUUCAAAAUCGGUGGCCUCGCUGCGAUGAAGCAAUUGCGCGAAAGCACUGAUGAAAUGAUGCAGUCACGCCUAGACAUGGACCCGGACCGAAAGGACCUGUUUGAGGGUCUCUUGAGAAAGAAGGAAGAAUGGAAUAUCUCAUUCGAGAAACUGUCAGCCAAUGGUCUCAUUCUGGUGCUUGCAGGCUCUGAAACGACGGCUACAACAUUAUCUGGCGCGACAUAUUUACUUUUGCGACAUCCAAAGGUCCUGCAGAAGCUCAACGAGGAGGUACGCUCGGCCUUUGGCAGUUCUAGUGAGAUUACUAUCAACUCGGUGAGCAAAUUGCCAUACAUGCUCGCUGUGCUAAACGAAGCAUUGCGCAUGUAUCCUCCGGUAGCCUCAAACCUCGUUCGGGAGGUUCCGGAAGGUGGGUACCAAAUUGGCUCGGAGCAUGUGCCGCAAGGAACCUUCGUCGAGGUUCAGCAGUGGUCGGCAAACCACAGUCCUGAUAACUGGACAAGACCAUGGGAAUUCAGACCGGAACGUUUCUUGGACGUGAACAAAGAGGAACAUAACCACUUGGACGCCCUGCAAGCGUUCAGCCUUGGCCCUCGCAACUGCAUAGGGAAGAAGUAUGAGUUUCCUCUUGCUAUUGAGGUAUUACUGCCACUGACACAUGGUUAA